Messenger RNA from Trichoderma breve, 2700 nucleotides. RefSeq names its product ankyrin repeats (3 copies) domain-containing protein. The transcript is spliced from 4 exons. Lineage: Eukaryota; Fungi; Ascomycota; Sordariomycetes; Hypocreales; Hypocreaceae. Bases 1 to 2700 code for a protein of 899 amino acids. The record is from RefSeq and is a predicted model, not a curated record. Gene Ontology annotation, molecular function: protein binding.
AUGCGUCUCAUUAAUGUAAACACAUUCAAAUUAGAGGAAUUCCUCGACUAUCGGGCGCCUCCCUACGCUAUCCUGUCACAUACUUGGGGAGACGACUAUGAAGAGCUCAGCUUUCGCGACGUCGAAGAUGGAAACAUUAAUAAGCCUGGCAUCGGAUCCGUCAAAUUUCGAGGAUGCUGUCGACAGGCCGCGGAGGACGGACUUGGUUAUGCCUGGAUUGAUACCUGCUGCAUUGAUAAGACAAACCUGGUUGAGCUUAGCGAGGCGAUAAACUCCAUGUUCCGGUGGUACCAGUGUGCGUCUAUCUGCUAUGCUUUUCUAUCCGACGUUCCCAGCGAUGAUAAUUUCAGGCAAAAGGGCUCCAAGUUCCAAAGAAGCCGGUGGUUCCAAAGAGGGUGGACUCUGCAGGAACUUCUUGCGCCUAAAACGAUGCGGUUUUAUGAGUGGCGUCUUUUGGGAAAUAAAGGAAGUAUGAGCACCACUAUUGCGUCAAUCACAGGUAUACCUCGGCAUUAUCUACUGGGGAUUGCUGCACUUCAUACGGCAAGCGUCGCACAGCGCAUGUCGUGGGCAGCGCAUAGGGAUACGAAACGCAAGGAAGACCUCGCGUAUUGCCUUCUCGGCAUCUUCAACAUAACAAUGCCAAUGAUUUAUGGAGAGGGUGGUGAACAGGCAUUCUUCCGGCUACAGGAACAAAUUAUGAAGGUGACGAGAGAUGAUUCAAUACUGGCCUGGGGGCUGGGAACCAAUGAUUCGUCUACCAACAACACUGGGAACAUUAUUCGACGAGACCAAACUCUCAAAUAUACGAGCUCAGUCGACAUGUCUGGUGGUAGUAUUCGAGCUCACCUGCCACUGCAUACUACUCCCAUGGGCCAGAUAAUUGGGCUUCUCAGCUGCGGACCCGAGAAUAAUUCGCAACUGGUGGUUGGGAUACCACUGAUUGAACUUUCUGUGGGAUCAUCUGACGAAUAUGCUCGGCCACGAGGAUACAAUUCUUCCUUGUAUCUGACCACGGUAGCUGCAACAGAGCCAAAGCCGAUCCGAAUCAAGCACGACAACCAAGAAAACGUACCCGUGGAUUUGGGCGGACUUUUUUUUCACUACGAAGACGACGACUUCACAGAUAUCAACCUGAAAAUCGUUGAUGUGGCUCCUAGAUCAUGUUGGGACGAAGAGCGAGCUCUAAUCAUGUCCACGCCCAUAGCUCACGAUGGUGUCGUGGGUCAAAUCUUGAUUCGACUCCGCCAUGACAUACAGGACUCCAAAGACUUUGUUGUCGUUCUAGAAUAUAAGAAAGAGAGCUCCGAUACUCGGGUUGAAUGUCUGGUUUUCAUAUGUAGCAGAAAUCUCUUAUUUGAGGAACUGGUUUUAUAUCUUCCCUCUAUGAUGCAAAAGCUUUAUGGGAAAAGGCGGGCCAAGAAUGAGCUGCUUUCCCUCAGCAUUGCGCUGGAACGUGUUGAGCGGCAGCCGAUCUUUGUGAUACGGCCUGAGUUAGUGCUGGACGGAGUAUUCGCCACUAUUGACGCAACCGUGGAAUUGGGGGCUCAGAAGUUAAUACGUGAAAGUUUACAACUCCUGGAAGAAAACGAAGAAACAGAGAGAGAAAGCAAUGAACUCAAAGACCAGAUGAACAGCUGCGACACCAGCCUGAAUGAGAUUAAGAAAGAGCAGGAGACAAUUUUAGCAAAGUUAAAGGAGCUCAGAAUGAGACAAAAAGCAUUGGUUGCGAAGGAAACAGAAUACACUGGAACACGGACCAAAAUUACUACCAGGCAAGAUGAAGUGAAAAAGAAACUGAGCGGCCUAUCUACCCAAUGGGAGAAUAUACAAGAAAGAUGGGAUACCCUGGGGCAAGACGAGAUAUUGCGUUGUACUCUUCCAGGAACAACAGUACUUCAGUGGGCUGCCGCAAAGGGACUUAUAGAGGUGGUUAAACAGCGCCUCGAAAACGGUUCUGAUAUUAAUGCUUCAGAUCAGAAUGGCUACACACCUUUAAUUGUAGCUUCACUAGGCGGGCAAUUCGAAGUGGCUACGCUCCUCGUCGAACACGGAGCUAGACUUGACGCCCAAACUCAGAAGGGUGCGACAGCUUUAGUCCCAGCCGCUAUUUCUGGAUGUGUCGAACUUGUUCAGCUGCUGCUUGAUAAGGGGGUCGAUGUAGAAGGGGGAGGCAACCCAGAAGGAACAACAUUGCAGGUGGCCGCCUAUUAUGGGCACGCUGAUGUCGUCCGACUACUUCUCGAUCAUGGUGCUGAUAUAGAAGCUAAAAAUCGAAGCGGUGUAACAGCGUUGGUAGCAGCCUUUAAUGGGGAAAAGAAAGAUGUCACCAAACUCCUUAUUGACAGAGGUGCGCAGGUGCACACCUGCGAUGAAGACGGCAAAACAAUGUUGAUACGAGCAUCAGCUGGAGGAGAUACGGAAAUAGUUGAGCAGCUUCUGGCGAUUGGUAAAAUUAACCUUAAUGCCAGGGAUAAGGAAGGUCGGACAGCACUGGAAUGGGCUACUCAAAAUGGCCAUGAAGCUAUUGUUCAGCUGCUUGGUGAUGCUGAGAAAGAUGAGGUCGAUGCGGAGGGUCUGGAGAAUAAGGAUAUCGAGCUCGUUAUCACGCAAACCAACGCCAGCUACAAGAAGGCUGUGGAAGCACUAAAAGAAAAUGACGGGGAUAUUGUCAAUGCCAUUAUGGCACUGAGUAUAUGA